Notodromas monacha is the source of this 2029-nucleotide messenger RNA. The record is from the annotation of a GenBank genome assembly. Lineage: Eukaryota; Metazoa; Arthropoda; Ostracoda; Podocopida; Cyprididae.
GCCCGAGGUGGAAAAAUGUACGGCGAGUACUUGCAACUUGACAAGUUGUUGACAUGCCAAACCCCUCUGUCGCAGGUGCACGAGGAGCACUUGUUCAUCAUCACACACCAAGCUCAUGAACUAUGGUUCAAGCAGAUCAUCUACGAAAUCGAUCAUGUUCGAGCGACGUUCAACAGCGAAGUGGUGGACGAUACAAAAAUGCUGGACAUUCUCAAAAUGAUGAACCGUGUGGUGCAAAUUUUAAAACUACUGGUGGAUCACGUCCUCGUUCUGGAGACAAUGACCCCUUUGGACUUCAACGAGUUUCGUGAUUUUUUGCGCCCUGGCUCAGGAUUCCAGAGUCUCCAGUUCAGACUCAUGGAAAACAAGAUCGGUGUGAAAUCGGGUCCGAAAUACAGUGCGAACCCGGAGAGGUUCAACAAUGCCUUCAAAGAGGAUAAGGCUCAUGCAUCCUUGGGUGCCCUGGACAUGCUGGACAAAAGUGAGCAGGAACCUUCCUUGUGUGACCUGGUUCAGCGGUGGCUUGAACGCACCCCGGGCUUGGAGGACUACUCACCUGAUAGCUCCAAUCCUGGGUUCAAUUUCUGGAACAAAUUCCAGGCCGUCAUCAAAGCCAUGUUGGCGAAACUGGCCAAGGAUGCCCAGGAUGAAUCGUUGACAGACUCGCAAAGAGAGCAGUUGAAAGAAGAACUCCGAGCGUCUUCUGAGCGAUUCGAGUCCAUUUUCAACGUGGACAUUCACAAUGGUCUUGUGAAGCGCGGCGAGCGUCGGUUCUCGCAUCGUGCCCUUCAAGGCGCUUUGAUGAUCUCGUUCUACAGGGAUGAACCCCGGUUCAACAUGCCCUAUCAACUACUGAACCUGUUGAUGGACGUCGACAGUCUUAUCACGAAAUGGCGAUACAAUCACAUGAUGCUGGUGAAACGCACGAUCGGCAUCCAACAGAUGGGCACUGGCGGAUCUUCUGGGUACCAGUACUUGAGGUCGACGCUGGGUGACCGAUACAAGAUUUUCGGCGACCUCUUCAACCUGUCGAGCUUCCUGAUCCCGAGGAGCGCCAUUCCGCCACUCACUGCCCGCAUGAAGAAGAAUUUGUCAAUUUCUUGGAGUCUAUCUGGCCCGUUGCAAACAUCCUCGUCGACCCGAAACAGCAGUAGCACAAGCGAGGAGCUCGAGCCCGAACAUUAAUCCAGACCUAACACUUCACGAGAAUCCAGCUUCUUCACGCAAAAAUUAUUACCCCUUAUUCAAUGCAAUAUCCAGUACACUCGCCGUUUUCCAGCGACUGCCUAAAAACUUUUUCCAUUCAAAAAAAUAUUGGAUUUUCCUCUGCUUAUUUUGAACCCCCCUAUGUGUGUUGUAUGUGUUCUUGGGACAUUUUCUGUGAGUGCAAAGUUGCAUCAAUUACUUGUUUUCCAAAAAAUAGCGAAAUUUUGCUCUAUUUUAUUCAAAUAGCCGCUUGCGUGUAACGGCCCUUUCGAUGGAUCAUAUAUUUUUUGUUUGUUUUUGCUUUCGCGAAUUUGCGAUUGCAAUGGAUCCUUUUAAUAGACAGAGUUUUGUACACACAAUAUUAGCUAACUUCUGCUUUUCGGGCGAGAUAUAUUUUUUUUUUUACGCGAACUAAAUCAGUGCCUGCAAAUAUGAUGAUGGGUUUGAAGGCAGGCUGAGUUGACGCGAAAAUUAUUUUCUACCCGAUAUGAAUAUGAAUGCAAUAAAAAGUGACGUAUUUACGCCGUGAAAUGAACCCUCGAUGAACCUGAAUUUUAAAAGUCUUGUGUGAGAAUCUACUUGCGUUGCUGGCUUCAUAUGCAAACCCUAGUACGGCUGUCUCAUCUUCUAUCUGCAUAAUUUAUGUGGUGGAUUCAUUUUGGAAGAACCGUUUUAUUUUUUCGACGUGAGAAAUACUAACACACUGCGAGUGGGAAGGAAGUUGAUGUUCUGCGCGGUUACAUCAUCAUCAUCGUUCCCUAUUUUACCCGAGAGAAGAGUUCGUAAUAUUUGUGCGGAAAUACAUUCCCCGUUCUGCAACAUA